AUGACUACCGACAAUAACGACCACUCCAUAAAACAAGAAGAAGCCGAAAAGACGAUGGUCUCCAUUGAAGAACUUUCCGACGACGAAGCACUCAUCGACGCUCUCAAAGCAGACCGACAAGCCAAGAUAGAUGCUGAAGAUGCCAAAAAGCAAGCUGCCAGACUCGCUAAAUCUGACGAUAUGAAGGCCAAAAUCUUGACUCAGGUGGAGUACUACUUCUCAGACGCCAACCUCCCAACCGACUUAUGGUUGCUACGAUCCCUCCACGCCAACAAUGGCUGGCUCAAACUCGAGCUCCUGAGCACCUUCAACAAUAUGAAGAAGCUCAAUACCAACGUCGAAGUCAUUGCUGAUGCUUUACGGAGGUCUCCUCAAUUGCUUCAAGUCUCGGAAGACGGAUUGUAUGUGCGACGACGAGGCUACCCUCCUGAAUUGAACGCUGGUCGUAUUGAUGGCCUCAGCCCAAUACAAAAGUCUAUCUAUGUUGGAGGCUUCCCACUAGACUUGAACGAGCCUGAAGAAACAAUCAAAGGACACUUCCAAAUACAUGGUGGCGAUGUGAAGGCUGUCAAGUUACGUAUGGAUAAGGACACUGGCAAAUUCAAGGGCUCAGCAUUUGUGGAAUUCGUAUUUGCUCAUCAAGCUCGGAAAGCUCGAUUCGAAGCUGAUCCAAAACAUGGUAAUACUCCAUUGACUAUCAACAUGAAGGAAGAAUAUAUAAACAGGAAAUAUGCCGAACACUUGGAAGAUGAAGAAAAGAAAGCCAAGAAUGCUCAUUGGAAGAUUGGUGACCAUCAAUUGGCUCCUCCUCCAAAAGCAAUCAAGCUUCCAGAUCGUCUCAAUGGUGCCUUGUUACAUUUCAAAGCUACUGAAAUGGAAGCCAUACCUGAAGGCCAGUCUUUUAUGGCUAUUGCCAAGGAAUACUUUGGGCAACCAUUCGAAGUCAAAUGGGUUCACAAACCAGAAAACAGCGACGAUGGUUUGAUCUUAUAUCAUAAUCCAGGUGAUGCCCAAAUUGCCUUUGAACACUUUGGUGCCACAAGGGCCAAACCUGAUGGCUUGUUGAAUGGCACAACCACAUUCCGAUUGGCAACGCCAGAAGAAGAAUCUGUCUUUUGGCAAGCAUAUGAAAACACAAUGAAAGCCACACUUGAAGAACGAAUCUAUAAUCCAAACGGUGAUAGGAACCCUGGUCCAAGCAACCCAGCCAAUCUACCAACACCACACAACAACAGGAACCGUGACGGUGAUCGAAAAGACAGAGACAGCAAACGAAGCGACAAUCGAAAAGAUGGAAGCAACAACAAUAGUAGGGGUAAUGGUGGUAGUUCAAGUGGUCGAGGACCUCGUGGUGGUGCAAGUGAUAGAGGUGGUGCACGAGACCAGAAAGAUCGAAAAGGAAAAGGUCGAGAUAAUGGUAGAGCUCGAAAUGAACGAAGCAACAAAAGCAUCUCAACCACCGAUAACAAAGUAGACGACACAAAACCAACCAACGGUGAUAUUGUCGCAGCAACUGUCAAAGCUGACGAUAACACCACCACUACAGUCAAAACAGAAAACAUCAAUGGAGCCAACAAACGAAAAUCAGAAGACCCUGAUGAUGUUGGAGACAGUAAAAAGGUCAAGUCUGAAGAAUCAGCUGCAAAUGGUCACGUCAAUGGUGCUGCCAAUGGAUCAACCAUGACCAGUAUCACUUUGCCAGAACGCAAGUCCAGCGAACUCAAACGAAAACCAGAUGGUGAUCAUGAUCAUGGUGCUGGUGACCUUAAAAAGACGAAGCUGGAAACUUCAGCAUGA
Synchytrium microbalum is the source of this 1797-nucleotide messenger RNA. RefSeq lists its product as uncharacterized. The coding region runs from base 1 to 1797 and encodes 598 amino acids. Gene Ontology annotation, biological process: RNA processing. The record is from RefSeq and is a predicted model, not a curated record. Gene Ontology annotation, molecular function: mRNA binding. Gene Ontology annotation, cellular component: nucleus. Lineage: Eukaryota; Fungi; Chytridiomycota; Chytridiomycetes; Synchytriales; Synchytriaceae. The transcript is spliced from 6 exons.